Molecule: messenger RNA, 4227 nt
Organism: Malurus melanocephalus (red-backed fairy wren)
Lineage: Eukaryota; Metazoa; Chordata; Aves; Passeriformes; Maluridae
Gene: CLDN12
Product: claudin 12
Exons: 2
Coding region: 295-1032 (245 amino acids)
Cellular component (GO): plasma membrane
Source: RefSeq, a predicted model, not a curated record
AUAAGCUCUGGAGAAAAAAAAAAUGAAGAAAAACAUUUAGUUUGAGUUUUCUUUUUUAAAUAAGAGGAAAUUGUAGAAGGUGAUGAAGUUGGCCUAAUGCAAACAUAUCUGAUAUUCUUAAUUCCUGAAUUGCAAUGUAAAUGCUGUUGCUGAACUUGCAUGAAACAAAUAUGUUGUUGACUCAUUCUUUGUUCUGUUUCUUAGAUCCAGUAACACCUUUUCUCCUACUUAUAGAAGUUGCUAAGGUUUCUCUUGAUUUGGGGACACUGCUGGAAACAGCUUCUGUGGGCAAAAAUGGGCUGCCGGGAUGUUCAUGCAGCGACCGUACUGGCCUUCCUCAGUGGAACAGCCUCAGUAGCUGGACUACUUGCAGCAGUUCUGCUUCCAAACUGGAGGCAAAUGAGAUUGUACACAUACAACAAGAAUGAGAGGAAUGUGACYGUUUACACCGGACUCUGGAUUAAGUGCGCGCGCUUUGAUGGGAGCAGAGACUGUGUGAUCUAUGACCCACAGUGGUACACGGCUGUCGAUCAGCUGGAUUUGCGUGUUCUUCAGUUUGCCCUUCCUCUCAGUAUGUUUACUGCUGUCUCAGCUCUGUUCCUCUGCAUGAUUGGCAUGUGUAACACAGCCUUUGUGUCGAGUGUGCCAAAYGUCAAACUGGCCAAGUGCCUGGUAAACAGUGCGGGCUGCCAUCUUGUAGCUGGCCUCUUGUUCCUGCUUGCCUGUGCCAUUUGUCUCACUCCAUCCAUCUGGGUCAUUUUUUAUAAUAAUUAUCUGAACAGAAAAUACGAGCCCAUCUUUAGCUUUGACAUCUCUGUAUUUAUUGCCAUUGCCAGUGCUGGUGGUCUGUUCUUCACUUCCAUCAUGCUGUUCCUGUGGUACUGUGCGUGCAAAAGUCUSCCUUCUCCUUUCUGGCAGCCCCUGUAUUCCCACGCCCCCAGCAUGCACAGCUAUGCCUCUCAGCCGUACUCUGCACGYUCUCGCCUCUCUGCCGUAGAAAUUGACAUUCCUGUUGUGACACAUUCAUCUUAAGRAGACAAAGUCUUGGAAGCCAAGUUCUUGUGUUCCUUCAGGCCAUGAAAAUUGGCUGUGCUGCCCUGCACUGAGCAUAAUCCUUURUAAGGUCAAAUUUCCCAAGGCACAAAGCCUUGGAGGCCUGAGUUCAGCAAGUCUGUUGCUGUUCUGGUCUGUUACUUCCUGACCACCUUUCUUUUUUUUUUAAUUUUUUAAAAAAUAUUUUUACUCUGAGCUCACUACAGUCAAAGUUGCUGCUAAUGCUAGAACAGUACACUAACAACAGUAUGCAUCCAUUCUUUUGCUUACUGAUGUCAAAGCAGGUUCGAACCUCUUUGAAAUUUGAUAAGCUAUUCCUAGAUUCUGAUCCCACUGKAAGACCUGUGCACCCAUGUAUUGUGCAGAUGCAGGCAGUGGAACUGGGUUUAGGGGGUUCACUGAGUUUCUUGUUCAUCCAGACAUGCAUACUGUAAUAUGUGAUGUCUGGAAAGGGUGUUUGGUAGACUAAUUCAAUUCUGUGCAUCAUUCUUUGUUUUCCAGUGUAUACACAAACAGAUGCCUUCUUAGGAAUUUCUGUAACAKAAUUAGUGCCAAAGGACCCUUUAUUUUCAGAAUAGCUAUCAGAAGCACUAAAACUGAUUUGACUAAGAAUGUUUUUCUCUGCUGUAAUAGCAUUUUGUGAAUUACUGGAGGCUAGAAUUUUUUUGUGAAUUUUAUUUCUAGUUUGUUUUUUACUAAGUUAGCAAAUUCACUAGAUCUAUUUUAUGAUUAAAACAAAAAACACUAGUGUUUAAAAAUUCUGGUUAGAACCUUAAAUGUUUUAUUUGAAGGCCUUCUUAAAAAAUGGAUUUUUAAGUAGGAUAUAAAGUGUUCAGUUUUGGAGAGAAAUGUCACUAACUGCAAAAAAGAUUAGGAAAAUUAUAAAGAAUUCUGACAACUAUGAAAGAUCUUUCAAAACACUGUAUACAAGUUAUACCAACAUCUCUCUAAAAGGGAAUUAUAACCCUGGGGAGAGAUUUUUUAAUCUAGAUUUUUUUUAAGUGUAUAUUCAAGAACAAUGAGCUUGUGUGUUUUUCAGAGUUGAUCUUUAUGGUUGAUGGACUUUUCGUGCUGUAGUUUAUUUCACUAAUGAUGAAGACUUAACCUUUUCAACCUUGUUCUUCAAUACCUUUCAAAUUCAACUAUUUUAAAAAUGAGUUAUUUCCCAUGCUAUCACGUCAUAAAUGCAGAAAGUUUCCUAUUCCUAUUUUCCAUAAGAUGAGGUUUUGAGUAACUGGUGAGCUUCAUUUUGUAGCUCUAYAAGGAUGAGGAGGCAUUGUAAAUUCCCAAUGUCUUUAAAUCACUUUUUUUCUUCUAAAAUGCAGAGMAGCAGGUGAGCCCUAAGGAUCAAAGUUCUUCAGUAUGGGCUUUGAAAUUACUUGAAAUUUGAUGACAGUGAGUUGAAGAGUGCUAUAAUUAAAGCAAGUAUUUGAUUCUCUCGGGUUUUGGUAARUUGGGAUCUUAUGUUUAAGAUGUCAUCCCAGUAAGGAAAGUUGUUUUGAUUGGUGGCAUUCUGGAGCUUAGUGGAUAUUUGCAUUUCAUUAAUMCCAGAAUAAAUUUGUUUUUCUAAAAAAAUCACAUUGAGUUCUGUAAUUACAGUUUGGAAAAUUCAUCCAAGAUCUUGAAAACCACUUAAUUUCUUCCUCUAGGUGUUAGAAAUAGAAACAAGUACUGUGCUGGGCAAAUAYUGUUUUGUUAAAAUCUGUGAAAUAACAGCAUGUAAAGAAGGAUUGUGUUCUAGCUGGUAGAUCUUGGAUUUGAGAGGACUGAGGGAGGAAGCUGAUCUCAGUCAUAAAUUCCCAGCAUAGUCAGUAAAAGUGACAGGCCUUUAAGGCAGAAAGCUUGAUUAAACAGCAAUCUUAAGGAGACUUAUGUAGACAAUAAAGAAUACAUAAGGAGAUACGUUUCUUAAGGCAUAAACAUGAGUUUAAUGCUCUCUUAGGUUUGAUAUGAAGUAUGUUUUUUAAUCAGAUCAUGACUUGAAUGGAAUUAAAGCAUGUGUAAUGACAUGCAAGCCAGUUUUUUUUCCUUCAAAACUGAACUUUGCUUUACUGUUUCUCUGGUUGUCCAGCACUGUUGCUGGUUUAGCUGCCUAUAUCCUUAGAUGCUUCAUAAAGUCAAAGCAAAGAGGCCGCUGGUUUGUGAUUUCACGUUACCUUGCUUCGCAUCACUUUGGUGUCUUUUCUUCUUUGUGCCUUGUUUCAAUUAUGAGUUGGACAGUAAAUGUUACAGUCAGUGUCUGAUAUGCUCUUUGAGCCUGAAUUUGCAAAGCAUUUUGAUCAUUUUUGAGAGAUGAUGAGUUUGUCUCUUGGUGACUUUAAAAAGGAGCUGAAUUUUCAGCAUCUCCAUGAACAAGAGUGACAGCCUGGCAAACUUGUUUUCUACAAUAAUGUAAGUUUAGCCAGUGUUGUUUUCUGUGCACUUUAAUAGCAGAUGCCUCUGACAGCUCUUUUGUAUUAUGACUUUGAUUUUUAUGCACAGAACUUUCAAUUAAUAUUUGCUGCUGCCUAAGCUGAUAACUCSUUGCUUUGAAAAUUGUCUUUCCAAAAGUCAGAGAUGAAUGAGUUAYGAAAAGUGGGGCUCCAGAAAGGUAUGGAAUCCAGCAUGGAUUUCAGUUAGCAAAAAGACUGUUGCAUCAUGUUCUAUCACCAAAGCACGGCUGGUUUUCUUUYGCCAACGCUGUUAAUAUGAGUUUUUCUGCUGGAUCCUAAGUGAAAUUAACUGGAAGUGCUGUGCUGUAUUUCCUUUGUUGCAGAAAGAGGUGGCUAACCUGUGACACUUGAGCCGAAUGCCGCUUCAACUUUUUUUUUUUUUUGCUAAGGUUGCCAUCAUGCCCAGCACCAGGGCUGGGGAGUGACAGGCUUCCCUGGGUUUGGAGAGAACACAUAUAUCCUGCAAAUGUGUCCACCAGGGAACAGCCUCUGGGGAGCACUUAGCACCCCUGCCUCUGAUCAGCUGCRCCUUGCUGGGCACUGCUGUGUGCAGGAUAAGCACUCUGAGUCUUGAAAGAUUUUAAUUUGUAGCUCGUGCYGUCAAAUGUUGGGUGCUCUGGGAUUACAGGAACCUGUGUUUUUUCAAGUAGUUCCUGUCCAACUACUUUUGUGUUUUGUUACAGUGUUGGUUCUUUUUAUGUGAAACAGAAAAGAUGUAUUUUUAAUAAAAGAGUCUUGUACA